AAGCCGCGUGCAGUUUGUUGCUGGUGAUGCGGAAUCGAUGAAACAGGUGGCCCAUAUUCCGGUUUUCAACAGCAGACUGUACGACGAAAGUCCGGGAUGCUGGAAUCCUGUCCCAUAUGGGCCGCUUGAUCCGCGUUUGGGUAUUUGCAACAAGACUAGUAACUGUCAGACGUGCAAGCAGAAUUUGUCGGAUUGUGUUGGUCAUUUUGGCUAUAUCGAUCUUGCCAUGCCAGUAUUCCAUGUGGGCUUCUUCCGCCUCAUCAUACAGAUGUUGCAGUGUGUUUGCAAGUACUGUUCGGCAUUGCUACUAACCGGCGAGCAGAAGCAAUCAUUUCUGCGUCAAGUGAAUAGCACAAAUCUGGAUUAUUUGCGCCGAAAAGCACUCCAUAAGCGAAUUGUGGCUGCGAGCAAAAAAAUAUCUGUUUGUGCUCGAUGCGGCCAUCGAAACGUUUUUACUUAAUU
This is a messenger RNA of Gongylonema pulchrum, 462 nucleotides long. The record is from the annotation of a GenBank genome assembly. NCBI's taxonomy places the organism in Eukaryota, Metazoa, Nematoda, Chromadorea, Rhabditida, Gongylonematidae.